AUGGACCCCAACCUUCUCAGACACCUCGAGUACUUCCUCGAACCCAACAGCCAAGUAAGGUUUUCCUGCCAUCUGCCAUAUGAACAGCCUCGCUCCAGCUCCUCGGCCCAAAACUUCUGGGACACAACUGGCCUCAAUGUCGAGUCGGCCCUCGGCUCGCCGUCUUCUGUCCCUACCAGCCUGUCCUUUGACUCGUUCGGACAGACUGCGACGCCUGCGACGGGCAGGCCCCAGCAGUCAAGGUCCCAGCAGGCUGGCGGUCAGGGAACAAGAGUUAUACUUCCCCCUCGAGCACCGAAGCCCAAGUCCGGCCAUGAACGCAAGCGGACAAAGCUUAGCACCGAGUCGACACCCUUCGACAACGUUGACUAUUGGAUUCAGUUCGACAAUGAGGAGGGCGUGGCCGGCGAAGGCGCCAGCUCGGAGCUCAAUCACCAGAAGGGCAAGGACGCGCAGCAUUUAUCGGCACAGCAGCAGCAGCAGCAGCAGCAGCAAUCACAGCAACCAAAGAGACCAAAGCUGCAACAUUCACAUACCUCACCUUCCACAAUAGCUACCACUCGGGAUAGCCAACAGUGGAGGCCGAGCAGUUCCAGGCCGCUGCACCGAUCACUACGGCCCGAAGAUAUGCUGGAUGACGACGCGCUGGAUUACGCAUUAUCCGAGGAGGGCGACAUGACCGCAGAGGAUUUUGGCUCUAUGAACUUGGCCGACCACAUGUCCAAAAUUGACAAUAUGCCACCGCCCGAGGUUCCGCCACGGGAAGGACUGUAUUCAACACCACUGAGUUGGGAAAAGCCCCAACCAGGGCUACGUCUUGACUCGCUCAUGAGCAUGCAAAACCCGCAGCAACUGAGCGAGGACGAACAACGCCGUCUCAUCGCCAUAGCGAUGAAUACCGGCCCAGUCAUGGGCGGGCUGGGGUCGGGCCAAUUUGGCCAGGCAAGCGGAUCCAGGGGUUACGUUGCAGGAGGAGGACUCCAUGCGUCCCUGGGGCAAAAUUUUAAUAUCGGUGGCGGCCUAGGAGACGACGCGCCCCUGUUGCGUCCGGAGACGCCCGCCGUAGCGAAACCACCUCAGCCACGACUUUCCCGAUCAACUACCGAGAAGAGCGAGGGGAAAGGGAAAGGGAAGGAGAAAGAGGGCGAUGAUGAUAACAAGUCAAAAGGCAAAUCGGGAGACCGCACGGCGCACAACGACAUUGAGAGAAAGUAUCGGACAAACUUGAAGGACAAGAUCUCGGAGCUGCGAGAUGCGGUCCCGGCCCUCAGGACGAUUCAGGAAGGCGUUGUUGAUGAAGGCGAGGACAACACUCCAGGCAACCGGCCUAAAGUGAGCAAGGGUACUGUUCUCACCAAAGCUACGGAAUACAUUAGCUAUCUCGAAAAGAAGAACCGGGCGAUUAUGGCACAACACCAACAGCUCUCACGGCGACUGGCGGCCUUCGAGCAGUUGCUCAGCCAAACAGCGCGGCCAUCAUUCCAAAUGCCGAAUUAUAGCAGAACGCUGUUUGACCCUCGAGCAUUCUGUUAG
Messenger RNA from Cryphonectria parasitica EP155, 1533 nucleotides. RefSeq lists its product as uncharacterized. NCBI's taxonomy places the organism in Eukaryota, Fungi, Ascomycota, Sordariomycetes, Diaporthales, Cryphonectriaceae. Bases 1 to 1533 code for a protein of 510 amino acids. The record is from RefSeq and is a predicted model, not a curated record. Gene Ontology annotation, molecular function: protein dimerization activity. The transcript is spliced from 6 exons.